ACUUGCUACCUCGAGGUAUACAGUGUUCGCGAUAACUGGAGGCCCGUUAGCCGUUCGGUUGGUUUUCACGUUACUCAGGACCGCUGGACGACGCGUUCGUCAAUCGGGCGAGCCACCGACCGCGACCAAGUUUCCCGCAAGACAGUGAAAAUGCUGGGAAUACAAGCUCGUCGCGCGGAAAUCCUCGAUCUGGCACGAGAACGAGAAGGAAGACGCGCCCGUGCGCACCAAUGGCGGCCACCGACCCUUAUUUACCGAAGUCAAAAUGGCCGCCCUUCGACUCCUCGCACGUUCCAAACUCUCCGUGAUUAUUCUACGAUCCUCUCGACAAUUUGAACCGUUAAACAAUGUCACGCCGAUCACGGCUCAGAUCCAAAAGAGAUGGAGCACGUACAGAAGUUCCCCUGUGUACGAAGAUCCCUCAAAGUUCACGGAUUAUGAGGUGACUAGGGAUCCAAAAGAAUGGGAGUAUGUAGAAUGUUUACUUAAACCUAAGCUCGUGCCCCUGCCUUCAUUUGAGAAAAAAGAAUACGCAUCUGACUGGAAUCCACCUACUGCCGAACCAACGGAUCACCCAUAUUAUGUACCACGCACAAAAAAUUGUAUGCAGCCUGUCUAUCUUAAAAUUGGCUUCAGAGGAGAGCGAAGGAUAACGAUACUUAAAAAAAUUCAGGGUGAUAUUUGGCUCUUGGAAGCUGAAUUAAAAACCUAUUUACAAAAUGCAACUGGCAAAAAUGUUGGUAUUUGUAUAAACGAAUUAACAGGUAUAAUUAAAUUUAGAGGUGAUUAUGUGGCCCUUAUAAAAAGGUGGCUGGAUUCCAAAGGAUUCUAAUAUAAUUACUCUUGUGAAUUAAGAUUAAGCUAUUCGUAUAUGUACAAAUAAAACGACACAUUUCAUAGUUGUAAUUAAUAUUUGUUACACAGAAGAAAAAUAAAAUGAUAGCGAAUUGUGCAAAUUUAUAUCCAUGAACAAUAUUUAAGUGGUAACAUACAGAGCUUUACGAAUGUAUAAAUUUUAUUUGAAUCAUUUAAAUAUUCAACAACUUUAGUUUUGUAAAAAUAUGCGUUAUAUUUAAAAUGAAAUUUCACACAAGAUUGUAUGGAGAAUGAAUUUUGAUAUGAUGUAGCAACACAACAAUGAUAAUCUCAUAUUUCUUAAUAUUUAAUUACAAAUUGAAAUAUUUA
Molecule: messenger RNA, 1185 nt
Organism: Megalopta genalis
Lineage: Eukaryota; Metazoa; Arthropoda; Insecta; Hymenoptera; Halictidae
Gene: mRpL49
Product: mitochondrial ribosomal protein L49
Biological process (GO): translation
Cellular component (GO): mitochondrial large ribosomal subunit; ribosome
Molecular function (GO): structural constituent of ribosome
Source: RefSeq, a predicted model, not a curated record